UGCAAUAAGACACUUCGUCUUUGUACAUAUUUUCCCCAUAUAUUUGCAAAAUGUUAGAACUGCGAGAUAGAAUCGCAGCGAUAGACAGAGCACUGCAGGAUGUCCAAGAGGUAGAAAUUGCACGACCUGGAACGCCAGUCCGCCACAGUCUGGACCACCGCUUCGACAAAACCGCGCCAGAAGUCGACGCAGCCCCCGCUCCCACACCUGCACAAGAGAAAGCCAACCCAUUCGAAUCCCUCAACUCGCCACCGGAAAAACGAUAUUACGAUAGCAUCGCGGCGGCAUAUGGACUGGGAAUUCUGGAUACCGAGGAGUUUAUGGAGUAUAUGGUAUACAACGCGUUUAUUACGAACUUGCGGAUCUGCCCUGUGCACUUAACAGAUUCGGGACACUUUUAUUAUGUAGAGCAUCGCUCGUUUCUUCCGCAUGUUCCUGGUGUGGUUUUGAGGCAGGGGACGGAUAAGCAGGGGAAGAGUUUGGGGGUUGCGCAUCUGCCGCUGACAGGGUCGAAUAGUUUUGGGAUUGGCGAUUUUGAGGCGAGGCCUCUGGGCAUGGUUUGGGAGAAGAUGGAGAAUACUGGGUUUUGGACGCAUAUGAAAUAUGGGUUUGUGCAUGAGUUACCGAGUGGAGAGAGGAGGACAUUUCAUUGGAUACGGACGAGGAAUAAUUUGAUGGAUGAUCAGGGUGAUUUGGUGCUCGUGGAGGACGGGAAGGAGGAAUUGAUAUUAGGGGAGUAUUUGGGGAAGGGGCUAUUGAAGUGGAAGAAGAGAGGGAGACUGAGGAUUAGGGAGGUCGGGGCUUUUGGUGAGACGUGGGAGUUGGUGGUUUUGUUGACCUGGGCUUCGGUCGUUGAGUUGUCGAGACGAAGAGCGAGAGUGAGGCGCUAUUCCCCGACCCAUCUUAUCGGCGUAUGAUCGUGGUGUAGUGGCGACAAUUAUCAGAGAGUUUGUUGAAAUAUAGAAAUUGGGUAAUAGAUACCAACUCUAAUUCAUAAUCGUCAGCAAUAAUACCCAACUUCAAAGGCC
Molecule: messenger RNA, 1028 nt
Organism: Hyaloscypha bicolor E
Lineage: Eukaryota; Fungi; Ascomycota; Leotiomycetes; Helotiales; Hyaloscyphaceae
Exons: 2
Coding region: 51-917 (288 amino acids)
Source: RefSeq, a predicted model, not a curated record